This is a messenger RNA of Lutzomyia longipalpis, 1587 nucleotides long. RefSeq names its product probable lysine-specific demethylase 4B. Gene Ontology annotation, molecular function: histone H3K9 demethylase activity; histone H3K36 demethylase activity. Gene Ontology annotation, cellular component: nucleus. Bases 190 to 1485 code for a protein of 431 amino acids. Gene Ontology annotation, biological process: chromatin remodeling. The record is from RefSeq and is a predicted model, not a curated record. The transcript is spliced from 6 exons. Lineage: Eukaryota; Metazoa; Arthropoda; Insecta; Diptera; Psychodidae.
AUCCCAGGCACCCCCAUAAAGGCAGCGAAGCCCCAUCAAAGGCAGUCCAGCCCACAGUUGGGCCAUCACCACCGCCAGAGAGAGAGAUCGUGGCAAGCCCAGGUGAGCUCAUCCCCAAUUCACCGUAGAUCACCGUGGCAUCAUUUAUACAGUCCACUAAUCCGCAUCCCUUGUAUCUUUAAAGAGAACAUGGCGAUGAUUUUUAAGCCAACGUGGGAGGAAUUUAAAGACUUCCCUAAAUUCCUCCAGUACAUGGAGUCCCAAGGGGCUCACAAAGCGGGCCUAGCUAAGAUCGUGCCUCCAGUUGAAUGGGUUACACGCAAGGCGGGGUACGACAUCAAUAAAAUGAAAAUUAAAAUUCCGGCGCCAAUAAGGCAAGUCGUCGCUGGAAAGAAUGGAUUGUACCAGCAGAUAAACAUUCCGGAGCGCUCAAUGACAAUUCAGCAAUUUGCGGAGAUGUCCAAACAGGAGGCCUACCGUACGCCGGCACAUAACAGUUUUGACGAUUUGGAGCAAAAGUAUUGGAAAAACAUUAAGACGGUGGUCCCAAUUUACGGGGCAGACGUGAGUGGGACGCUGUUUGAUCCGGAAAUGAAGGAGUGGAAUAUUAGUAAGUUAGGGACGAUCUUGGAUCUCGUCAAUGAAGAUUACGGGAUCCAAUUUGAGGGCGUCAAUACGUCUUAUUUGUACUUUGGCAUGUGGAAGACGACGUUUGUGUGGCACACCGAAGAUAUGGAUUUAUAUUCAAUAAAUUAUAUCCAUUUUGGUGCCCCAAAAACAUGGUACGCCGUCCCACCGGCCAUGGGGAGGAGAAUGGAGGAAAUGGCCAAUUCCUACUUCAAGGCCAGUCACAGCAACUGCAAUGCCUACCUCAGGCACAAAACAACACUCAUUGAUCCGCAAAUACUGAAGGAGCACAACAUUCCAUACAAUAAGAUAACACAAGAAGCGGGGGAGAUCAUAAUAACAUUUCCCUUUGGUUACCAUUCGGGCUUUAAUCAUGGCUUCAAUUGUGCCGAAGCCACAAAUUUCGCUUUGCCGCGAUGGAUUGAGUACGGCAAGAGAGCAAGUCAGUGCUUUUGCACCAAUGACAUGGUUCAAAUUUCCAUGGAUACCUUCGUGAAGCGUUUCCAACCGGAACGUUAUGAGGCAUGGCUCAUGGGGAAUGAUAUGGGUGUCCAUCCCGAAGGCCCAGCGAAUGUCAUCUUACCGGCAAAUCCUCCAUCUGAGCAGGAUUUGCUCUGCAAUAAAAAAAAGUCCUUCAAGGACCGCAAUCCGGAUCUGGAUAUGGAGGAUAUUCAGAAAAAUCCUCAUAUCCCGGAAGAGGUGAAAACCACCCUAACGGAGGCAUUGACAAUUAAGAAUCCCGAUGAGGAACGUUACGAAUCAGAAGAUGGCGAAGAAAUCCGGAAGAAGAGGCCAAAAAAAAGGCGCCGGAGUGGAGUCCCAGGGCAACCACGACAAAAAAAGCCCAAAAAAGGAUAAUUUUUGGUUUGUUUAUGUGAUGUAAUUUAAUUUGUGAGCAGUAUUAUUAGGCAAAAUUGUUUUUUUUUUUUGUAAAAUUCAGUAACUUGAUGGAUAAAAAUG